AUGGCCAAUAAACAACCGAAUAGUAAUGGAAAAUCCAAAUCAAUAACUCAAAAGGAGGGAGGAAAAGAAGUAAGCACCGAUUCAGAGGACGAAACAACAUCAAACUCUUCCGAAGGUGACGAUAGCUCAAAAACUGCUAGUGACGAAGAUUCCGAAGAAGAUAGUGAGGAGGAAAGCGAGGAGAAAUGA
Ambispora leptoticha is the source of this 189-nucleotide messenger RNA. The record is from the annotation of a GenBank genome assembly. NCBI's taxonomy places the organism in Eukaryota, Fungi, Glomeromycota, Glomeromycetes, Archaeosporales, Ambisporaceae.